AUGAAGAACAAGGGAGCCAAGCAGAAACUCAAGAGGAAGGGAGCCGCGAGCGCAUUUGGCUGUGACCUGACGGAGUAUCUGGAGAGCUCUGGGCAGGAUGUCCCCUACGUGCUGAAGAGCUGUGCAGAGUUCAUUGAGACUCAUGGCAUUGUGGAUGGGAUCUACCGCCUAUCAGGAGUGACAUCCAACAUACAAAAGCUGAGACAAGAGUUUGUUUCUGACCAAUGCCCGGAUCUGACAAGGGAAGUUUACCUCCAGGACAUCCACUGCGUGGGGUCGCUCUGCAAGCUGUACUUCAGGGAACUGCCCAACCCUCUCCUCACUUAUGAGCUCUACAAGAAAUUCACGGAAGCAGUAUCACGCUUCCCUGAGGACGAGCAGUUGGCACGAAUUCAAAAUGUCAUCCAGGAGCUCCCCCCAUCGCAUUACAGAACGCUGGAAUACCUGAUCAAGCACCUGACUCACCUGGCCUCCUUCAGCAACAUGACCAAUAUGCACACCAGAAACCUGGCCUUGGUGUGGGCUCCCAAUCUUCUCAGGUCAAAGGAGAUUGAGGCGGUUGGCUGCAAUGGGGAUGCAGCUUUCCUGGAGGUGCGAGUGCAGCAGCUGGUGAUUGAGUUCAUCCUGAAUCACGUGGAUCAGAUCUUCAGCAACAACAGAAAAGCCAGCUGUGCGGAGAACAUUGAGAGUGCAUCAGUUGUGAAAAGUCUGACCCUCCCCUCGGCCUCCCUGCCGAUGAAACUGGUGAGCCUGGAGGAAGCACAGGCACGGAGUCUGUCUGCCUCCCACCCUGCUCGGAAGGAGAGAAGAGAGAACAGCUUGCCUGAAAUUGUCCCUGUAACUGGGUCUCUCUUCCACACAGUUCUUGACCUCCCCGACAGCAAGCGAAAAUUAUCUACCAAGUCCAAGAAAUGGAAGUCAAUAUUUAACUUGGGCCGUUCUGGCUCAGAAUCGAAGUCUAAACUGAGUCGAAAUGGAAGCGUCUUCGUAAGGGCACAGAAGCUCUCUGAAAAAGCAACUAUUCGGCCUGCCAAGAGCAUGGACUCGCUGUGUUCCCUGCCAGUGGAAGGGGAGGAUGAAAAGAGCAGAUUCAAACGGACAGUGACUACUGGAGGGUUUUUUGUUCCGGUGAUGAAGAUACGGACAGGAGGCACAGGCAGCUCAUAUGACCUCAGCAAGGAGAACGAGUGGGAGCGGGAAGGAUCUGCUGUGGGGGCCAAAGGGUGCUCAGAGCUGAGUGGGGAGAAAGGUCCUCCCCGGACACCACAGGCAAAGUCACCCCCUGAGCAGCUGAAGGUCUUCCGAGCAGCAGAGAAUGCUGAAAACGAGCAGACUUCCCCCAAAGGUGGCCGCAUGUUCUACACCUCUGAAACAGCUGCCAAGUCAGGCUUCCCAAGCAGCCUCUUCCCCUUGGAGGCCUCCCCUCGUCACCAGAGGAAAGCCCUGAACAUCUCAGAGCCCUUUGCUGUCUCUGUCCCCCUCCGGGUGUCCGCAGUCAUCAGCACCAACAGCACCCCCUGCCGCGUGCCGGCCAAGGAGAAGCUUUCCCUCUCCAGCCUAGAGGAGCUGUCUUCCCUGGUGGCCGAGAGCACGAGCACCUCUGCCCUGGAAGUGGGGACACACACAAGGACAGAGCAGGUGCCGGAGGGGAAGGAGAAACAGCCGGGACCCACCCUGCCAGCAGAAGCAUCCAGAGGCUCUCACCCUGAGGAGCUGGUGGCCACCAGGAAACCCGAGUCCUUAGAAACUCCACAGCCAGCAGCAGAAAAUCAGGAGACAUUAUGUGGGCAAAGCAGCUGCACAAGCACCACCAGCAGCACCUGCCAGUCCUCAGAGCAGAGUCCCACCGUGGAACAAUCACCAGCCUCAGAGGUUCAUAUGGGGCCACUCCCUGCAGACAAGGCAGAGCAAGGACAGCUCAAGAUGAAGGAUGUCUGCUCAGAAGGCAGCUAUGGCCAACAGGAGAUCGAGAUGGCUAAGACAGAAGAAGGGUCGCACUCAAGAGAUGUG
This is a messenger RNA of Pelecanus crispus (Dalmatian pelican), 2010 nucleotides long. The record is from RefSeq and is a predicted model, not a curated record. Lineage: Eukaryota; Metazoa; Chordata; Aves; Pelecaniformes; Pelecanidae.